Aspergillus saccharolyticus JOP 1030-1 is the source of this 1564-nucleotide messenger RNA. Its product is annotated as putative glucan 1,3-beta-glucosidase precursor. Gene Ontology annotation, cellular component: extracellular region; cell surface. Gene Ontology annotation, molecular function: glucan exo-1,3-beta-glucosidase activity. Bases 386 to 1564 code for a protein of 392 amino acids. NCBI's taxonomy places the organism in Eukaryota, Fungi, Ascomycota, Eurotiomycetes, Eurotiales, Aspergillaceae. The transcript has 2 exons. The record is from RefSeq and is a predicted model, not a curated record. Gene Ontology annotation, biological process: glucan catabolic process.
UGCUCGCUUGCAUGGGGUUCGAAACUAAUGACAGGUUGGUACGUGACAUUGUUUCCGCCCAACUCAGUCCUGCGAUGGGUUUCGUCGAAUAAGAUAAUCAUAACAAGCCCAGUCGGACUUUCCGGUACAUACGGGACAUCCGUUCACUGUCGAUUCACCGCCAGCCAUACCACGGUUUCUUGACGACCGGUCCUCUUAGUCACUAUGGAAAUUCCAGGAAACUCUACGCAACGUUGGCAGGGACCUCGGAUUGUGGACUGGCGGGCUUGGGCCCAUCCUCGCAUUAUAAAAUGAGCUCCUAUCCGGUUCAACAAGAGGUAUCCAACAGGAACAGGAAUCCUCACUUACAAUCAAAAAAUCCUCUCAGGCAGCAUUGGCUUUCGUCAUGGGGAAGUUCGGACUUGCUCUCGGGGCUCUGGCCCUGCAAACAGCGAUGGGAGCGCCUACCGGCCCCGGUAAGAACUCCAGUUACGUCGACUGGAGACAUUUCAAAGCCCAAGGCGUCAAUAUGGGCGGCUGGCUAGUGCAAGAACAAACCAUCAACAGCGCUUGGUGGGGGGAAUAUGCUGGAGGAGCGUCGGAUGAAUGGGGCUUCUGCGAGAACCUGGGCGCACAAUGCGGACCAGUCUUUGAAGAACAUUACGCCACUUGGCUCACCACGGCCGAUGUCGACAAGCUCGCCCAUGUCGGAAUCACCGCCCUGCGCAUCCCGACUACCUACGCUGCCUGGAUUCACUACCCAGGGUCCCAGCUCUAUUCCGGCAAUCAGACCCAGUACCUGUCGAAGAUUGCCAAUUAUGCUAUUGAACAAUAUGGCAUGCAUAUCAUCCUCGAUAUCCAUGGACUGCCGGGAGGCACCAAUGGCUUGACUAUUGGGGAGGCGACUGGACACUGGGGUUGGUGGUACAACCAGACCAAUUUCGACUACUCUCUGCAAGCAGUCGACGCCGCAAUCGACUUUAUCCAGAAUUCGGGCCACCCUGAGUCUUACAGUUUCGAACCCGCCAACGAAGUCAUCGACAACCGGAAUUUCUCGGUCUUUGGGACUCCAGCCGCGCUCUCGGACAAGGGAGCGGCCUGGCUUCUGAAAUAUUACCAGGCCGUGGUCGAGCACGUCGCGGCAGUCAACCCCAACAUCCCGGUCAUGCUGCAGGACAGCUUCAAGGGGGAGCGCUUCUGGUCCGGCAACUUCUCUGCCGAUGCCAACAUUGUUUUCGACAGUCACAACUAUUGGUUUGACGACACGGACGCCACCUCCGCUACCUUGGCGGAAGACCUUUGCACCCGCGCCAAGUCCAUCGCGGGUGACGGCAAGUUCCCUGUCUUUGCCGGCGAGUGGGCCAUCCAGGCGGGCUCCAACAACACCUUUGCCCUGCGCGAGCGCAACUUGAAUACCGGUCUCCAUGCCUUUUACCAGCACACCCAAGGCUCCGCUUACUGGACGGCCAAGUUCUAUGGGAACGGAACGGUGAGUGGACAGGGGAAUCAGACGGAUUAUUGGAAUUUCGAGGGGUUCAUUGAUCUGGGCUAUGUGCACCUGGAUGAUACGAGCUACCAGUGCUAG